This is a messenger RNA of Bipolaris sorokiniana ND90Pr, 481 nucleotides long. RefSeq lists its product as uncharacterized. The record is from RefSeq and is a predicted model, not a curated record. NCBI's taxonomy places the organism in Eukaryota, Fungi, Ascomycota, Dothideomycetes, Pleosporales, Pleosporaceae. Bases 182 to 427 code for a protein of 81 amino acids. The transcript has a single exon.
CUACCAUAAGAAACAUCCAAAAACAACCAGACGGAAUCCCGCUAACUAUCUUACCACACAUCUACCUGAACAGCCGCGAAAUACGUAACCCUCCAACAUUCCCCUUUCCCCUUCCCAUCCAGUUUCCGCCUUUCCCAUCCCCUCCAUUCCUUCUCGUAUUACCGCAAAAUCCUUCUUCCACAUGCCGUACGCGCAAGCUAGAUUAUGCACUUCGAAAACCCCCCCUUCGCUCCCGUUACACCCGCGCACGUGGCUCUUUCUCUCUCUCUCUUUCUUUCCCGCCCAUACUCUUUUCUCGAACAACCUAGUAUUACCCGGAAGUCUUCGGCGUUGUAUAUAUGUUACACGGAAUUUCUACGUUACAUUUCCCCGCAUAUGCUGGGAAGAAAUACGCGUUCGGACUGGUGUGAGAAUGUCGUAUUAUUGACGGGGUUGUGCUAAAGGGGUUGGAAUGGGAUAAGGGAGGGGGGACAAUGGCAUG